GUACUUAACGGGCGAGGUAUUUUGCAAUCCCUAAUUACAAGAGAGGAGAAAAAGAAAAGAAAGGGUAAAAGCGAGGUGGAAGGAUUUUAAAAUUUGUUCGCUCUUCUAUUCAUCAAGACGAGAGCUCCUCAGUUUCAAUUGCUUUGAAGUUAAUUUGUGGAAUCUUUUGUGGGUUUUGAAAAUCCGAUCGAGGGGAUGGCAACUUUUGGAGGGACAACCCAAAAGUGCAAGGCAUGUGAAAAGACUGUGUAUUUGGUGGAUGAGCUCGCAGCUGAUGACAAGGUUUACCACAAAGCUUGCUUUAGGUGCCACCACUGCAAGGGUACCCUUAAGCUGAGUAAUUAUUGCUCCUUUGAAGGUGUGCUAUAUUGCAAGCCUCAUUUUGAUCAACUUUUUAAGAUGACAGGCAGCUUGGAUAAAAGUUUUGAAGGUACUCCAAAAACUGUUAGAGUUGAUCGAUCUGCUGAUCAGGGUCAUACCAGCAGCAAAGUUUCAAGUAUGUUUGCUGGAACUCAAGAAAAAUGUUUUGCUUGCAAGAGAACUGUGUACCCGAUAGAAAAGGUGGCAGUUGAUGACACCUCAUACCAUAGGGCUUGUUUCAAGUGCUCCCAUGGAGGUUGUAUGAUAAGCCCGUCAAACUAUGUGGCCCAUGAACAUCAACUCUACUGUAAGCACCACCACUCUCAGCUCUUUAAGGAGAAAGGGAACUUCAGCCAACUUGACAAGCACGAACAAAGUAAAGGAGUGACUGAGAAAACAGCAUCUGGGUGAGGACACGAAGAUUUUUAUAUCAGCGGUGACAUUCUGAUAUCACAUAAAUAGCAGGUUUCUAAGCAGAGUCAGAUUCAACUUAAGUACAAGAGUUGAGAUUAUGGGCAAAAUAUAAAGAUAUGUUUUUGUAGAGAAGAGUCUUAAAUAGAGGUGAGUCUCCGUUUCUAAUUUUUCAAGCAUGAGCAUGAAUAAAUAAUAGUUGAAGAAUUGGGGUUUUGUACUUUUAAUAAAUCUUUCUUGUAAUGCCAUUAGGUUUAUAUAUCAAUGGUGAAACAUAAAUAGCAGGUUCCUCAGCAUAUUGUUGAAUUAAACUGUUAUGUACUAUAAAAGUUGAAAUUAUAGGCCACCUUUCUUUGUAGGUAUGAUAUUUAGAGGAAGGACUUGAAUACAGAUGUAUCCCAGUUUCUAAUUUUUGGGGUGUGAACCUGAACAAGUAAUGUCUGAGAAGUGGUUGUUAUAUUAAUUUAGUCCUCUAUUUAAUUUUGUUAA
Molecule: messenger RNA, 1260 nt
Organism: Cornus florida
Lineage: Eukaryota; Viridiplantae; Streptophyta; Magnoliopsida; Cornales; Cornaceae
Product: LIM domain-containing protein WLIM1-like
Exons: 5
Coding region: 196-771 (191 amino acids)
Biological process (GO): actin filament bundle assembly
Cellular component (GO): actin cytoskeleton; plasma membrane
Molecular function (GO): actin filament binding
Source: RefSeq, a predicted model, not a curated record